Messenger RNA from Mus musculus (house mouse), 2077 nucleotides. RefSeq names its product emopamil binding protein-like (gene Ebpl). Bases 56 to 676 code for a protein of 206 amino acids. Gene Ontology annotation, biological process: sterol metabolic process. Gene Ontology annotation, molecular function: cholestenol delta-isomerase activity. Gene Ontology annotation, cellular component: membrane; endoplasmic reticulum; endoplasmic reticulum membrane. NCBI's taxonomy places the organism in Eukaryota, Metazoa, Chordata, Mammalia, Rodentia, Muridae. The record is from RefSeq and is marked validated. The transcript is spliced from 4 exons.
GCCCACAAGAGGCUAGCUCGCAGGCUCCCCGCUCGCCGUGGUGUGCUGUGGAGCCAUGGGGGAGCAUUGGGCGCUGGGCCCGGAGGCAGGCUCCUCCUUGCUGUUGUGCUCAGCGCUGCUGGCCGUAGGGUGCGCGCUGGGCCUGCGCCUGGGCCGCGGGCGGAGCGCGGUGGAGCGUUGGGUGCUCGCCUGGCUCUGCUACGACUCACUGGUUCACUUUGUGCUGGAAGGCGCUUUUGUCUACUUGUCUAUAGUAGGAAAUGUUGCAGAUUCCCAAGGCUUGAUUGCAUCUUUAUGGAAAGAGUAUGGCAAGGCUGACACAAGAUGGCUGUAUUCUGAUCCCACCGUUGUGUCUUUGGAAAUCCUGACUGUUGUCCUAGAUGGGCUCCUGGCGUUGGUCCUCAUUUAUGCCAUAGUCAAGGAGAAAUAUUACAGGCACUUUGUACAGAUUGUCCUGUGCGUGUGUGAGCUCUAUGGCUGCUGGAUGACCUUCUUCCCCGAGUGGCUCGUCGGAAGCCCCAGCCUCAACACCAGCAGCUGGCUCUACCUCUGGGUCUAUUUGGUGUUUUUUAAUGGCCUGUGGGUUCUGAUCCCAGGCCUGCUGCUGUGGCAGUCAUGGGUAGAACUGAAGAAGAGAGAUUCCCAAGAGGCUAAUUUAGCGAAGAAGCAUAAAUAAGUUCUCAGGGCAACCCAUUCUGACGAUCUGCUUUCCGAGUCAGAAUUGACCAGACAUUCCGAUCUGUGCUCCUUUUUUACAGUGUUUUGAAGCGGCCAUUACAGAUGGGCUGGAAGGGGGCAAACUUGGCUGUUUGUUUUUGGUUCUUUGAUUAAAUGAUGAUAUGAAGAGAACUUGGGGUGUGACUUAGUAGUGUUGUGCUUGUCUAGCAUUCACAAGGCCCUGAAUUGUUCCCUUAACACGACUAGGGGGUGCUGAGUACGUUCUCACCUGUCACAGAUCAUAUUUAAUGAGACGCUCAGUCAUGGCUGGCAGGCUAGUUAUGCCGUGUUAAUAAGUGAGUGUCAAAGAUACUGUAAGGAGUAGCAUCAAUGUUUACUCCAAAAAAAAAAAACCCAAAAAACAACAAAAAUCAAAACCCUUUUUGCUUCAGCUUUUAUUCUUCUCUGUGGUCUCGGGGUUAGUGACGGAAACCAAAAGCAAAAGGAGUUGGUUCUGUGUUAUGCCUACAAACUUCAAAUUGCUUCAAAUUUGUGUGCCCAACAGAGAACGAUAGUGGUAAUCUGGAGUAGUGGCGUCCAGGUGUACUUGGGAAGCUGAGGCCGGUGGGGGGCUUGAGGCUCCUUGGGGCGAUAUUGUAAUAUUCAUUUGAAAGAAAGAGGCAGAGGAGGGAGACUCGAUGUAAGGGGCAGAGGGUGGGACUGUGGCAACACACAAGAACCAAAAAAAUGUGGUAAAUCUUAACAGUACAACUAUAAGAUAAAUUCCAGAAGAUUCCAUGAAGUGCAGUUUGUGCCUUAACAGUCUGGGUGGCUGAGGAGGGGGGGCGCAAGCUUGGUACAGAAUCUGUACCCAGAUGGGGCAGGAUCAUGCUGGGUUUCAAACCCUGGUUCCAGGAAGUGACUGCCAUGGUUCUCUUACAGGUGGGAGAGGGUACUCACAAUACGACUUAACCCAUCCCUCUGCUCAGGAGAGCACCCACACCUGGACCCACGCCCGCUUCGUGGUACUGGGCACUGGAGCCAGGCCGCUCACUCUUUGCCAGUCUGGCUGCUGGUCCAGUUUAGGUCUCUCUUCCCCUUCAUCUCUUAUUCUUGGUCGUUUUGUUAAACGUAUGAAGGUCAGUGUCUCCAGCAUGCUAGGCAACCACUCCAGACUUGCUACCCACAAUCCUCCUGCCUCUACCUUCCAGGUGCUGAGAUUGAGGCGUAUGCCCAAGCCGCAGUCCUAAGUUUGGGUCUUGAGUGUGUUGCUCAUCAGCCGGUGUUGCUGAAGCAGGAGAGGCGGUCUUAGGUGGGGCCUGUGAGGAAGUUGACACACUAGGAUUUGCUCUUGAAGGGAUGUCAAGCCCCGCCUCUCUGUUCUUUAACUUUCCCGCCGCCAUGAAGUAAAUAGCUUUAC